Molecule: messenger RNA, 753 nt
Organism: Suillus paluster
Lineage: Eukaryota; Fungi; Basidiomycota; Agaricomycetes; Boletales; Suillaceae
Exons: 2
Coding region: 1-753 (250 amino acids)
Biological process (GO): regulation of DNA-templated transcription
Cellular component (GO): nucleus
Molecular function (GO): zinc ion binding
Source: RefSeq, a predicted model, not a curated record
AUGCACGGUACCGCUUGGUCUAAAGCUGCAGGCUCUGUGCCCUCAGACCGUCUACGUUCCGCACAGCGCCAACAGCAUGUUCCCCCAAAACAAAACAAAGGAAAAGGCAUAGCCCAAGAACCUCCCAAAAGCAAAGCGAUCCGCAAGCUCGAAUCGCUCGCUGAUGGCGUUCGCAAGUCGUCUGGCAGAGAGAAGGAUCCAAAGGGCGGGUGUUUCUGCCAAGCGAGAGAACACGAACUUUCUCCUUACACCUCCAUAUGUCGUGGUUGUGGGUUGAUCCUAUGCGCUAUCAAUCUGCCCUACUACGCAUGCUCGCAUUGUUCUGCGGUGCUCCUCUCAGACAUUGCGCGUUCCUCGCUUUCUGCCCGCCUUAAUGAGGAGAUAUCUAAGCAAAUGUCAAAAGAGGAAGAGCAGAAGGAGCGAGUUGUUCAGCAAGCACGCGAUGCGGAGGGCGCAUUCCCUGUUCUCCCUGGCUCUGUCACACAACCAGUUCCGUCGAGCACGCCCUCGCGUCCCCCAGCCCAGACGCACAAAGUAUUAUCUCUAAACUCCAAGACGAAGAAAUACACAGUCUCAUCAUACACGAACACCCCUGUCCCAUCCCGUCCGGCAUCUCGUGCUGAGUCCGAGGAAGAGGUUCACAGAAUCACUGCACCUUCCCUGGAAGUUGACUAUGUGAAGAGCAAACCUGAUCGAAACCAUCUAUGGAACAAUAUGCGUAUGGAAGACCUUCUUUAUGUUCCCGUGAAGUAA